Mauremys mutica (yellowpond turtle) is the source of this 2179-nucleotide messenger RNA. It is a transcript of the gene NSMCE1, whose product is annotated as NSE1 homolog, SMC5-SMC6 complex component. Gene Ontology annotation, biological process: DNA damage tolerance; double-strand break repair via homologous recombination. Lineage: Eukaryota; Metazoa; Chordata; Testudines; Geoemydidae. Gene Ontology annotation, molecular function: ubiquitin-protein transferase activity. The transcript has 9 exons. Gene Ontology annotation, cellular component: nucleus; Smc5-Smc6 complex. The record is from RefSeq and is a predicted model, not a curated record. The coding region runs from base 497 to 1285 and encodes 262 amino acids.
UGCGAGGGAUUUGGAGGAGGUAGGUUCAGGGUAAAAUUAAUUCCCUCAUUUACAAUUUAAAGGCAAGGGCAUGUGUGCAUGAGACUUGAACUACCUAGUGGGCAGGAGGAACCUCAGCAUUUCCCAUGCCAGCUGCCUGCCUGGGGCUGGGCCUCACAUGCCAUCUUAGUAACACUCCAGCCCUGGGCAGUAGUGACUGAAAGUUACCUCCAUUGGAGGACUCUUUUUUUUGCCAAGGGUGACGUGAAUUUGGUGGAUCUCAAAUCAUUUCAAAGCAUGGAAAGCAACCAUGUCACAACUGGCUGCUAUGUCCACACUAUCCCGGGCAGCAAUCGAUACAGUGGGGAUCGAUUUAUCGCAUCUAGUCUAGAUGGGAUAAAUCGACCUGGAGUGCUUUCCUGUUGACUCCUGUACUCCAGCGCUGCGAGAGGUGCAGGCAGAGUUGAUGGGGGAGCUGUGAAGACACCACGCUUUCUAAACCUAGUGUAACAUUUCAAUGGCUACCCAGAUGACUGAUGGUCAUCGACGGUUCCUGCAGGUGCUGAUGUCUCAUGGAAUAAUGGAAGGAUCGGUGGCUAGAACGUUACACAGGGACUGCUGUGAAAUCCAUAAAGUCUACUAUGCUCAUGAUAAACUGGAUGACUUCAUCAAUGUUGUUAACAUCCAUCUGCAGCCUUUCUUUAUGCAGAUCCGGAAAGGAAUGUCUGAAGAUGAUGGGAGAACAUAUUAUGCAUUGGUGAAUCUGGCAGAAACUGAAAUAACUAAGAUGGCAUCUGACUAUACAGAAAAUGAGUUAGAAUUGUUCAGAAAAACUAUGGAUGUGAUCAUCAUAUCAGAAAGUGGCUUUGCAUCUUCCACAGAUAUUUUAAACCUGGCUGACCAACUUAAAACAAAGAAAAUGAAGAAAAAGGAAGCAGAGCAAGUGCUGCAAAAUUUGGUGCAGGAUAAGUGGCUCUCUGAACGAGAUGGGGAGUACACGUUGCACACUCGCUGCAUAAUGGAGAUGGAGCAAUACAUCCUCAGCAACUACCAAGACUUGGUGAGGAAAUGUAACAUCUGUCACAGCCUCGCCAUCCAGAGUCAAGUAUGUGAAACCUGUGGAAUUGGAAUGCACUUGCCUUGUGCUGGAAAAUAUUUCAAAGCUCAGACGGAACCACACUGUCCCCACUGCAAUGAGUUUUGGCCACAUGAGAUUCCAGAAAUAAAUCGGCCAGAUUCCCAGUUGCCUUCAAGUGCCCCGAGGGAGAGGAGAAGAACCCCAUCCUCAGGAACAAGGCGGCGUUAGAAAGACCAGCUUCAGUUAGAGCGGCCAUUUUCUUUUGCUGUCUUACAGAUGCCCAAUUGCAGUUUACUUCCGCGUUGGUGUAAAAUGUGUCAUUCUGAAAGUAGGAAUGCCUAGGGAACAAAGUCAACUUUCUUUUUAUGGUUUGUUUUUACUCGGCUAAAAUCUUGCUAGAAGUUUGAAAAUAAAACUGUUGUGACUUUGGCCUCCCUGCUCAAAGGUCCUGCUUAGUUCCAGCACUGUUAAGAAGGUCAGCAUAGCUACAGUGGAGGCUGUCAUGGUAUGUGUACAUACAUAUCAUUAUUGCCAAAGAGGGGGAGGGGGCAUUACACCUGUGUAGGAAUGGGAGAUUUGACUGCUGCUGCCUCAGUUGCGUAAGCUGAGCCACAUAGACAGACCUUUAUACCAUGCCCAGUCUUGUUAAAUUAAAUGGGGCCCUGCCCAGGUGCAGGAGUCCAUCUGCACAGGUCUGAAUGUGCAACUGGGACAGGAGAGCUCAGUGCAGAGGAGUUUGUGCAAAUCCUCCAAAAAUAAAACUUUUAAAAAGAGACAAGACCUAUUUAGACUUCCAUUUUAAACUGUUUUAAAAUCCGUAAAAUCAAUGAGGUUUGUCAACCAUUCUGUCAUCCUGGUUGAAUUCAGUGAAGGUGCCUCUGACAUGGCUCAGUAUUAACAUCUCAGCCCCACCUAGGUCCAGCCCUUCUCUGAAAGGAUGCUCUUAAACACAGUCUGAGUAUUCACAUAUACAUUCAUUCUUCAUUGCUGCAAAUCUGACAGAGGUGGUGCCAGAAGCACGUCUCAGGGUUUCCCAAGAUUUAAGAGCAUCUAUUAAGCCUCCUUUAAUCCCACGAUUUUGUGAUAAUUGUUGGUUAUAAUAAAUAAUGCUAAGUUAGCACU